Osmerus eperlanus (European smelt) is the source of this 3932-nucleotide messenger RNA. RefSeq names its product pumilio RNA-binding family member 1 (gene pum1). Gene Ontology annotation, cellular component: cytoplasm; cytosol. Lineage: Eukaryota; Metazoa; Chordata; Actinopteri; Osmeriformes; Osmeridae. Gene Ontology annotation, molecular function: mRNA 3'-UTR binding. Gene Ontology annotation, biological process: miRNA processing; regulation of mRNA stability. The record is from RefSeq and is a predicted model, not a curated record. The coding region runs from base 179 to 3697 and encodes 1172 amino acids. The transcript has 23 exons.
CGCAAUGAACCGCACGAUCUACUCAUUUGUUCCCAUCAUGCAGCGCUCUCGCCUGCUCCCAUCGAGCCGCCAUGUUGUCGGAGUGAAAGCCUGGAAGUCGGAGAGAAACUGGGGCUGAAAUCCGCGACCAUCCACCCUCUCCGCCUUGUGUGUUUAUUCACUCCUAGGCUGUGGUGGAAUGAGCAGUGUGUGUGUGUUGAAGAGGAAAGCAGUGCUCUGGCAGGAUUCGUUCAGCCCCCACCUCAGAACUACAUCGCCCAGCAUGCCCGUGGUGCUGAGCAGCGGAGGACACGCCCCCCAGGUCGGGCAGACCCCCCAGGCCCCGCCCCCUAGCCAGCAGGGUGUGGCGGGUGCGGGGCGUUCCCAGGACGAUGCCAUGGUGGAUUACUUCUUCCAGAGGCAGCACGGAGAGCAGCCAGGGAAGCACCGCUGGCCCACUGGUGACAACAUCCACGAUAGCCAGGUGCGCUCCAUGGACGAGCUGAACCAUGACUUCCAGGCUCUCGCGUUAGAGGGGCGUGCCAUGGGAGAGCAGCUCCUGACGGGUAAGAAGUUCUGGGAGACUGAUGACUCUGGGAAGGAUGGACCAAAAGGCAUAUUCCUGGACCAGUGGAGGGACAGCGCAUGGGGAGCCUCAGAUCAUUCGGUGUCUCAGCCAAUCAUGGUCUCUCGUCGGCCAGGGCAAGGCUUCCAUGGCGGUGGGGAGGUAGGGGUUGGCUCUGUGAUGUCGCCCAGGUCAGAGAGCGGAGGUUUGGGGGUCAGCAUGGUUGAAUAUGUCCUCUCCUCCUCACCCGCUGAAAAACUGGACUCCUGCCUUCGCAAAGGACCUUAUGGUCAGAGGGAUGGAGAGGUGGAAGAGGAGAAGAGGGAGAAGCCGAAAGCUGUGUUCGAAGGAGACAAACUGAAGGAGCUCGGGGAGGGGGAUGGUGACGUCAUCAGUGAUGUCAUCAACCCCAACGGGCUGCCCGCGCAGAACGGUCUGGAUGUGGAUGUCAAAGACUUUGGUCGUAACCAAGGCAACAUGCCAGCCCCUGGGCCGGAGGGGGAUCUGCUGGGGGGCCCGGGGGCUUUAGGUGGGGAUGGAAUGGCUCAAAUGGGGGGAGGCGGGGGUCAGAAACCCCCCGACGACUUCUCUGGUGUGGAGCAGGGGGGCGUGUCCAUGGACCAAAUGGAGUCGGUGAUGGAGCCUCUGCAGUUUGACUACAACUCCCAGAUGCCCAUGGACUCCGCCCCCACUGUCGGCCUGUUUGACUACACCAACCAGCAGCAGGUGUGUCCUGGACAACUGCUGUUCCAGAGACCCAACGCCCUGGCAGUCCAGCAGCUGACAGCAGCCCAGCAGCAGCAGUAUGCUCUGGCUGCCGCCCAGCAGUCUCACAUUGGUCUGGCCCCAGCGUUUGUCCCCAACCCUUACAUCAUCAGCGCCGCGCCGCCGGGGACUGACCCGUAUGCUGCAGGCCUCGCUGCCGCGGCAACGCUAGUAUUCUCUGCAGGCCCGGCGGUGAUGCCCCCCCAGUACUAUGGCGUGACCCCCUGGGGUGUGUACCCUGCUAACCUGUUCCAACAGCAGGCUGCUGCAGCCAACAACUCGGCCAAUCAGCAGGCAGCGGGGCAGGCCCAGCAGAACCAACAGCAGGUGAUGCGUGGGGGAGGCAACCAGAGACCUUUGACCCCAAGUCAGGGGCAGCAGGGGCAGCAGAACGAUCAGCUGGUCGCCGCGGCAGCGGUCAAUUCUGCCCUUGCCUUUGGACAGGGGCUGGCUGCUGGGGUUCCCGGCUACCCAGUUCUUGCGCCGGCGGCCUACUAUGACCAGACGGGGGCGCUGGUGGUCAACACUGGGGCUCGUAGCGGCCCUGUCCGCCUGAUGACCCCCGCCUCUGUCAUCAUAUCGCCCUCUGCAGCACAGGCAGUUGCAGCUGCGGCGGCCUCAGCCAAUGGGCCCAACGGCGGUCUUGGGGGCGGGGCCAACGGUCCCUUCCGUGGCAUGACUUCCCAGCAGCCUCAGCAACAAGGGGGCGGGGCUCUCGGAGGAAGCUCCUUUUAUGGUUCUUCCUCUCUCAGCUCCUCCUCCCAGAGCUCCUCCCUCUUCUCUCAGGGCUCCGCCCAGCCCGGCCCUGGCUCCGCCUCCUUAGGGUUUGGCCAGGCAGGCUCCUCCUCUCUGGGACCGUCACUGGGAGCUACGCUGGGGGGGUUUGGCACUGCAGGUGUGUUGGCCAACUCCAGCGGUGGCAGUGGCUCCAGACGUGACUCCCUGACUGGCAGCAGCGACCUGUACAAGCGCACGCCCUCCAGCCUCACUCCCAUUGGCCACGGAGGCUUUUAUAACGGAGCCCUGGGCUUCAGCUCCUCCCCUGGGCCGGUGGGAAUGCCCCUGCCCAACCAGGGCCCCUCCCACUCCCUCACCCCCCCGCCCUCACUAUCCAAUCACAGCUCUUCAUCCAACCUCAACCUUGGAGGCCUGACCAAUGGCAGUGGCCGUUUCAUCUCCGCAGCGCCGGGGGCGGAGGCUAAGUACCGCAGCGCCAGCUCCGGCUCCUCCCUCUUCUCUCCCAGCAGCCAGCUCUUCCCGUCGUCACGGCUACGCUAUGGGAUGUCGGACGUGAUGCCGUCGGGUCGGAGUCGGCUGCUGGAGGACUUCCGAAACAACCGCUACCCCAACCUGCAGCUGAGGGAGAUCGCUGGGCACAUCAUGGAGUUCAGUCAGGACCAGCACGGCAGCAGGUUCAUUCAGCUGAAACUGGAGCGUGCCAGUUCAGCAGAGCGCCAGCUGGUCUUCAGCGAAAUCCUCCAGGCAGCCUACCAGCUCAUGGUGGACGUGUUCGGAAACUACGUCAUCCAGAAGUUCUUUGAGUUUGGCAGUCUGGACCAGAAGCUGGCCCUGGCUGAGAGGAUCAGGGGUCACGUCCUGUCUCUGGCCCUGCAGAUGUACGGCUGCAGGGUCAUCCAGAAGGCCCUCGAGUUCAUCCCCUCUGACCAGCAAGUCAUAAGCGAGAUGGUGCGAGAGUUGGAUGGUCACGUGCUGAAGUGUGUGAAGGAUCAGAACGGGAAUCACGUGGUUCAGAAGUGCAUCGAGUGUGUUCAGCCUCAUGCCCUGCAUUUCAUCAUAGACGCCUUUAAGGGACAGGUGUUUGCCCUCUCAACCCACCCCUACGGCUGCAGAGUCAUCCAGCGCAUUCUAGAACACUGCCUUCCGGAACAGACCCUGCCUAUACUAGAAGAACUACACCAACACACAGAGCAGCUGGUGCAGGACCAGUAUGGUAACUACGUGAUCCAGCACGUAUUGGAGCAUGGAAGAGCCGAGGAUAAGAGCAAGAUAGUGGCUGAGAUCAGAGGAAACGUGUUGGGACUCAGCCAACACAAGUUUGCAAGCAACGUGGUGGAGAAGUGUGUGACCCACGCGUCGCGGGCGGAGCGGGCCGUGCUGAUAGACGAGGUGUGCAGCCUGACGGAGGGGCCUCACAGUGCCUUAUACACCAUGAUGAAGGACCAGUAUGCCAACUACGUGGUGCAGAAGAUGAUCGACGUGGCUGAGCCCAGCCAGCGCAAGAUCGUCAUGCACAAGAUCCGGCCUCACAUCUCCACUCUGAGGAAGUACACGUACGGGAAACACAUCCUGGCCAAGCUGGAGAAGUACUACAUGAAGAACGGUGUGGACCUGGGCCCCCUCUGCGGCCCCCCCAACGGCAUCAUGUAACACUCCAGCCGUCCACCCCAAGCCCUACACCUCCACACAGCAUCAUGUCAAACAACCCUGUGUCCUACAAACCCCUCCCUCCAUUCUGAAUCAUUACGUACCGGCCCCCUGCCUAGUCACUAGUUACCUAGCCUAUAGCAGGCAUCAUGUAACCCCCCCCCCCCCCACCUCCCCAACACUUCUUCUCGCCUCGUUGGAAGCCUUGUUUUUUUUUUUUUUCGGACCCCUUCUCUGA